AUGUCUUCCAAGCGACCAGCCUCUCCGUAUGGGGAAGCAGAUGGAGAGGUAGCCAUGGUGACAAGCAGACAGAAAGUGGGAGAAGAGGAGAGUGACGGGCUCCCAGCCUUUCACCUUCCCUUGCAUGUGAGUUUUCCCAACAAGCCUCACUCUGAGGAAUUUCAGCCAGUUUCUCUGCUGACGCAAGAGAACUGUGGCCAUAGGACUCCCACUUCUCAGCACAACACAAUGGAAGUUGAUGGCAAUAAAGUGAUGUCUUCAUUUGCCCCGCACAACUCAUCUACCUCACCCUUGAAGGCAGAAGAAGGUGGGCGUCAGAGUGGAGAGUCAUUGUCCAGCACAGCCCUGGGAACCCCCGAAAGGCGCAAAGGGAGCCUAGCGGAUGUUGUGGACACCCUGAAGCAAAGAAAAAUGGAAGAGCUCAUAAAAAACGAGCCAGAAGAAACUCCCAGUAUUGAAAAGCUACUAUCAAAGGACUGGAAAGACAAGCUUCUUGCCAUGGGAUCAGGGAACUUUGGAGAAAUAAAAGGGACUCCAGAAAGCCUCGCUGAGAAAGAAAGGCAGCUCAUGGGUAUGAUCAAUCAGCUGACCAGUUUGCGAGAACAGCUGCUAGCAGCUCAUGAUGAACAGAAGAAACUGGCUGCAUCACAGAUCGAAAAACAACGCCAACAAAUGGAGCUGGCUAAGCAGCAGCAAGAACAGAUUGCAAGACAACAGCAGCAGCUCCUGCAGCAGCAACACAAAAUCAACCUUCUUCAGCAACAGAUCCAGCAGGUCCAGGGUCAGCUGCCUCCAUUAAUGAUUCCCGUAUUCCCUCCAGACCAACGAACCCUAGCAGCAGCUGCACAGCAAGGAUUCCUUCUUCCUCCUGGUUUCAGCUACAAAGCGGGAUGCAGUGACCCCUACCCCGUUCAGCUGAUCCCAACUACCAUGGCAGCUGCUGCCGCAGCAACACCAGGCUUAGGCCCACUCCAACUGCAGCAGUUGUAUGCUGCCCAACUUGCUGCCAUGCAAGUGUCUCCGGGAGGCAAGAUACCUGGCAUACCCCAGGGUAACCUUGGUGCUGCUGUAUCCCCUACCAGCAUCCACACAGACAAGAGCACAAACAGCCCUCCACCCAAAAGCAAGGAUGAAGUAGCCCAGCCUCUGAACCUUUCAGCCAAGCCCAAGACAUCUGAUGGCAAGUCUCCCACAUCACCCACCUCUCCUCAUAUGCCAACUCUGAGAAUAAAUAGUGGGACCAGUUCACUAAAAUCCUCUGUGCCAGCAACAUUAGCUAGUCCUUCGGCCAGGGCUAACACAAUAGAUAUCCUUUCUUCUAUCACGUCGUCAGGUUAUUUAAAUGACCAUGAUGCUGUUACCAAGGCAAUCCAGGAGGCCCGACAGAUGAAGGAGCAACUUCGGAGGGAGCAGCAGGUGCUGGAUGGGAAGGUGGCCGUUGUGAAUAGCCUGGGUCUCAAUAACUGCAGGACAGAAAAGGACAAAACGACACUGGAGACCCUGACUCAGCAACUGGCAGUGAAACAGGGUGAAGACGGGAAGUUUAGCCACGCGAUGAUGGAUUUCAACAUGAGUGGAGAUUCUGACGGAAGUGCAGGAGUUUCAGAGUCUAGAAUUUAUCGGGAAUCCAGAGGGCGUGGCAGCAAUGAGCCCCAUAUCAAGCGCCCAAUGAAUGCAUUCAUGGUGUGGGCUAAAGAUGAACGGAGGAAGAUCCUUCAAGCCUUCCCUGACAUGCACAACUCCAAUAUCAGCAAGAUACUAGGAUCUCGCUGGAAAGCUAUGACAAACCUAGAGAAGCAGCCAUACUAUGAGGAACAGGCACGACUCAGCAAGCAGCACCUGGAGAAAUACCCAGACUACAAAUACAAGCCAAGGCCGAAGCGUACCUGCCUUGUAGAUGGCAAAAAAUUACGCAUUGGCGAGUACAAGGCUAUCAUGCGCAACAGACGCCAGGAGAUGAGGCAGUAUUUUAACGUUGGGCAACAAGCACAGAUCCCCAUCGCCACGGCGGGCGUCGUUUACCCAGGAGCCAUCGCCAUGGCUGGAAUGCCUUCCCCACACCUGCCCUCCGAGCACUCGAGCGUGUCCAGCAGCCCCGAGCCCGGGAUGCCCGUCAUCCAGAGCACUUACGGCAUCAAAGGCGAGGAGCCUCACAUCAAAGAGGAGAUGCAGACCGAUGACGUCAAUGGAGAGAUCUACGAUGAGUACGAUGAGGAAGAGGAUGACCCCGAUGCGGACUAUGGCAGUGACAGUGAAAAUCACAUUGCGGGGCAAGCCAACUGAUCAGGGUCCAAAUAUCCCGUGACCUACAGGACUUCAAGGAGAAAAGAAAAAAAAAAAAUAAAUAAAGCCCCAUCUGGUUUAUCCUUGCCAGUGGCCAAGCACAUUAACUUUCUCAUACACUGACUGUUACUUUAACUGUUAGUCUUAACUAGUUGGGACAUCAGCUGACUAAUAGACAUCAGCCUGCAUCAGAAGAAAAAAGGCUCAGAAGAAAGGAAACAAAGACAACGACGACAACAACAACAGAAUGAUAUAAGCUAUGGGUAAAAUAAUGCCAGUAAUUCAGCUGCUAUACCCAAGCACUGAAGUCUUACCCGUCGACCUUUUAUUAUUAUUAUUUUUUUUUCAAAUAAACUUUAUGGCUGUUUGUUCUACAAUGUUCUAGAAAUUCUCACUCAGGUACACAGUGCCAACAAGUGGCUUGUGAAUGUGUUUUGUUGUUUUGUGCUACAGUUUAAAGAGAAAUAAUUUUUUUUUUUUUUUGGUAAUGCACCUGACAGGAAAAGAAAAAAGAUAAAAUUCCUUUGACCCCCCCGCCCCUCCUCUGUCUCUUCCUCCUCCUCCUCCUCCUCCUCCUCCCUGGAAAAUCUGGGUCAGAAGUGUGUGUGCGUGUGCGUGCGUGCCUGUGCGCGUGGCUGGCAAGGAAGGAAGUGGGGAGUCUGUUUCUGUUAACCCCAACAAGCAAUUAUUUCCUUUCAAGAGAGGACUUUCUCUUCAUCAGUUGCACACCAUACUGAGUCUUUGAGCAAGUGCCAAAUUUGUACUAAAGCGCUGAACUAGUCCAAUUUGCUUUUUUUUUUUUUUUUUUUUUCUUCUUGUUUUGUUUUUCUUUUGCUUUUCUUUUGCUUCCUGCUCUGUCUUAAGUUAGGACAGUGUUGUAUCUUAGACAAUCCCUUGAAGAUCCUGAUAUACCAGCAGCUGGUGAGAUUAGACAUCUAUUUUUUGGUUUUGGUUUUGCUUUUUAAAGGAAACUGUAGGUGCCGUUCUCAGGUGAAAAAAGAGAGAGAGAGAGAGACAUAAGAAAUUUAGAGAAAAAAAAUAUUUUAUGAUCUUGGAUUUCCAUGUGUGCGUGUUUAUGGUACUAAUAAGAAUAAUAUCAGACUAUCGUGAGCAAAAAGCAUGUUCCAGAAUGAAGUCCCGCACCCUCCAAAUGACUUGGUCUGUAAAGAGCCUUUGCUUUUAAUUUACACUUCAAGUGGCAGCAUAAACAACAUAAAAAAGGCUUAUCCAAAAUGUGAUUUGUUCAGCACAGGGCAGGGCAACGGGAAACGUUACCUCCUUGCUGAGUGUAAUUAGGUUACUGUGAUGUCCAUUUUUAAUGAACUUCUACCUUCAGGGUGGCUGAGUACUGAUCUCUGAUUCAAAAGGCGAUUUAUUUUAAACUGACUUUUUUUUCUCCUUUGCACUUGAAGAAAUCUAUUUUUAUCAGUGGGUUGUUUGUGUAGGCAGGAAGGCUAAUAGCUAUGAAGAGAUUUCCAUAUUCAAAGUCGGCAUGUAAGAAUCCAGACCUUUGCGGUGCUGAGUUUCCUUCGCUGCUGCUUCUCACAAGUGAAAAAUGGGUCUCCUGGGCUAUAAUAUUUGGGGUAUUGUUCUAGGGCCCUUAGGCAUGUUGCUUGGGCAGCUUUGCCUUCCUUGGGCACCAGCAGCCAGAUGAGGAAGGCAGGUUGACAUAGCUGUAAUCCUGAGCCAGUUAGCCUCUUGUAUUUCCAGUGAGGUCACUGAAGGUUACCCUUUAUUUCAGAAAAAAAUUAUGUAAAUACAAGUGAAUCGAAGAGUCUCUCUUCAUCUCCUCACUCUGUAGAAGGAGAGGACCUGGGCUUGUGUAGCAAGAGAGAAGCAUUAUAUCUAAACCAGCCAACCAACCAACCAACCAACCAAGAAGGCUACCUCUAAUUCCAACCAGUAGCUCUCCAGGAGCUCCUCUCUGGCCUGGGAAGCAGAGUCUUAGGAUUGUACUGAGGCAAAAGCCUUCCUCUGAGUCACUUUUCUAGCUGAGGAUGCCGCCUUGAUAGUCACGUUGCUCCCUGGUAAAUCCCAGCCCCUGCAGAGAGACCCAUGGCUAUUGUUACCACUUUUAACUUAUGAAAAUAGCCAUUUUAGUGCCAGUGAGAUCCCAACCCAAGCGUUCACCAGCACCGUGGUCUUCAGUAUACUUGGCAGCGCUGAUUUUGCAAAUGGUGCCCUCCAUCAGGGAGGUUCAGCCCUUGGUGCAGUGGGUCAUUUCAGCCCAGGUGGGGGAUGGAAGGGGCAGGUCGGGGGAGAGGCUGGGCAGGAGAUACGGGAGGUCUUUCUUUGCCUCUUGAAACCCCACUUGAAGUGUAACUUGCCCUCUGCAGACCUCGUGCAAAGCAAACAAGCCAAUGCCAGUGAAGACUUAGGACAAUACUCCGACGAGCGGUUUGGGUGUGUGAUAGUUUUACCCUGCAACGUCUGUUUUAUUUUUUUCUCCCGUUUUUCCCUUUUUUUUUGGUUUUCCACCUCCGCCUCGAAAAAUUCUUUUCUAUUUUCUCUCUCUCAGAAGAUUUGCUCUGAAGUUAUGCUUGGAGUAGCUGAUCAAAUCCUCCAUGUCAGAGAGGGUUCUUUUUGUUUGUAUUUUAUGACUGUUGGUUUUUGUUUUGUUUUUUUUUUCAGUUGAACUGCCUCUUCUUGCUAGUGUUGUAAUGGUUUUAAUAAUAAUAAUAAUAAUAAUGGUCAGCUGUUCCCAGAUUAGUAAAUUAUGUAUAAUUUAUUUUAUCCCCCCCCUUUUUUAACUUUAUUUUAUUCUGUUCUAAUUUGGCAGUGCAGCAAAUGAAGCUGUUAGGCUAUUUAAAAUGGAUACCCCUCCCCACCUUGCCUUUUUAUAUAUAUAUAAAUAUAUAUAUAUACAUAUGAAAACAAAUCACUUCUUCUUCUGCUCACACCAUUCCUCUUUCUUUUAUUUUAAUUUUGGCCCCAGCCAUGUCAACUUCUGAUGUUUAUUAUGAUGGAGUGAAUUAAUGGGAGUGUUGUUUUCAAUCUUAAUUGACUUCUGCUCUCUCAUCACUCAUUUUAGUUAUUUAAUUACACCAGUCAUCUAGAGCCAAUUUUUUUGAAGCACUCUGUUUGGAUAAGAAGGAAAAAAAAAAUAAUAAUAGACAAUUGUUUUUAUAUCAUUAUUAUGUACAAUGUGAAAACAGAUAUUUGCUCCUUUUUUUUUUUUUUUUUAAACUUUUAAAUUUGUUCCCUGUCUUUGUGAACAAAUUACUUCUGACUCUUGUGGGUUCACCUCACAUUUGCUGGAUGCUUGAUUUCCACCACGUUAUAGAGACUCUUCUGGUUUAAUCGUGUCACUUUGGGCUACCAGAAUACUUUGUUUUAGCUCCAGGUAGGUGCCGCUGCGGCUGGCCGUGAUUGGAGCGAGUCUUAAGAGGCUGGAAAGCCGGCCGUGGGGGAAGUCAAGGGGGAAAAAGGCCCUUUGACUUCAGCAGGACCGAGUUUCAGCCCCAAACUGGGGGGGCUGCGCCGCAGGAGAUGCUCCUGGAGGCAGCCCCCUCUCCGGGGACAGGCUGGAGGAGCUGCCGUGCCGGGGCUGCGGGACCGAGCUCUGCUCUGGGCGAUGGAUGGAUGGAUGAUGGAUGGAUGGGGGGACAGAGCCCUUCUUUCUGCAGGAGUGCUCUGCUUUGCUCGCUGCCUUGGCCUGGGCGAGGGCUCAGAUAAACACUGAUUUUUCUUAACCGUGUACACAUUUCCAUCUGAGAGACUGCACUAGAGCCUGGGGUCCCAUCAGGCUUUUCCAAUGGGGUAGCUCCAGCCGACUAUCCACGGCCUGCAUUUGGGUGUCGAAACCCAUGCAGCAAUGUUAAAAAAUUAAAAAAGGAAAAAAAAAAAAAAAGAAAGAAAAAAAAAAAAAAAGGCUCUGGGAUCCCAAACCAGCAAAAUACUUAACGCCUGUGCUAACGUUUUGCUGGUCCAAGGAUGAGCGCCCAUAUAUCCUGCAGCAGUUGAAGACCAGAUUUGAAAAUGAGGCCCUGUUUGUCCCUCUUUAAUUUCUUAGGAAAAAAAAAAAAACAAAAACAACCCAAAACAAAGCAAAACAUACAUUUAUAAAAAAAGGAUCUUCUUGUCUUGUUUCUUUUUUUUUUUUUUUUUUUUCUGUGCCCUGGAGCUUGUAGAAAAACCAGGUUAGAAGAGAUUAGGAUGGUAUUAACCUAAAAGCGCAUGGAGGCAGUAACGCCGAGGCGGGCUCCCUUCCCCUCUUCCCUGGGACCCUGGUGAGCAAGGAUGAUCUUGGGGAGCUGCCAGCAGGGUUGGGGGGGGGGAUGCAGACCACCUCCUCCUAAAUUUGGGGAGCCGCUUAGGCUGUGCAUCUCGCAAACUUACAAAAGAACAACACCAGCAGUGGGGAAAAGGGGAAAAGAAAGAGGGAAAAAAAAAAAAAAAACUGAGGCACUUGCUUCUAAGCUCAAUUAAAUAACACAGAGUAUAUCCUUUUUCAAUUUAUUCAUGCCUUAUAUUAGUAAAAUAGGAUUUUUAAGUGCAUUUAACAUCUUUAUUUAACCGUUCCGCUAUAUUAAUCAGGCCCCCAGAAAAGAACACUAGCUAUUAUUAUAGCAUUUAAUUAGUUUUGUAACCAAAUCCUCUUAUUACGAAUGCAUAUGGAAGAAAUUCUUUCUUCGAAGACAUUAUUUCAAAGAUUUGGUUACUGCAGUAGACUCUCUCUUUAAUUAAAUCAUUUUUUAGAAAGUAAAUUGUUUUUAACCUUUUUACAGCACAUUUUCAGAGCUUUUUCUUUUUAAUCCAAAGAGAUGAGCUGUUAUUGUCCCCGAAGAAGCCUCUGACAUCACGUUCGUAACAUCAAAAAUAAUUAUACUCCGUGGAAACAUAGACCUUACUUAGCAAGAAUUCAUCUGCUAGAAUGAACGGCAACUAUAUGAUAUCUCGUACCUUUAAGGGCAUGUUGUAUCGGAUAGGAAGUAUUUUUAUCUGCCCACUUCUCGAUAGAAUCGUACCUUCAAUUUUGCAAAGAACUGUGUGUAAUUCACUAGAUGUGGAUUCAAGUGUAUCCUCAAUUCACAGGGCAUGGGCUGGCUGUUUAGCUUGGUUUAUAUUUACAUUUUUUCAACUUUAUCUUAACUUGUCAGUUUCCCAGAUUGAAGAACAUGUCAAGUUCGUUUUUUUUCUACUGACUGAUUUCUCUACUCCCCAGUGUUUUUGUCACUGGUUUGCUGAAACAGUAUUUAUAUAGCUCCAUUGGCUCUAAAGCUCUUACUCCUUCUAACGUUUUGGAUUUUACAAGUGAAAUGAAAAUAGAAAAGAAAUAGAGACAAUCAAAUGCCUGGAGCUUAAAACAAAGUAUGUGCAACCUACCAUCUCACUUGAAAUUUAAUAAAAGAAAUAAUUAUGUAAAUAUAACAUAGAGUUAUAGAUUUAUAUUUUGUUCAUAACACAUAGUGUAAUAUAAGUUGUAUAUUUUCAUGUUUUGGUUUUAUGUUAUCAUUCAUGCCACAAUAAAUAAAAAAAAACAGGAGUUGAUGUACUCUUUAAAAAAAAUACAAUGUGGGUUGCCACCAUCCUGGGUUUUUUGUUUUGGUUUUUGGUUUUUUGUUUCUUUUGCAUUCCCCUUUUUCAGUAUUAUUGCCCUGCAAGGCACCAAUAAAACAGCAAAUGUGUUCUUUACCUA
This is a messenger RNA of Calidris pugnax (ruff), 7921 nucleotides long. It is a transcript of the gene SOX5, whose product is annotated as SRY-box 5. Gene Ontology annotation, biological process: cell fate commitment; positive regulation of chondrocyte differentiation; regulation of transcription by RNA polymerase II. Gene Ontology annotation, molecular function: DNA-binding transcription factor activity, RNA polymerase II-specific; RNA polymerase II cis-regulatory region sequence-specific DNA binding. Bases 1 to 2283 code for a protein of 760 amino acids. The record is from RefSeq and is a predicted model, not a curated record. The transcript has 14 exons. Gene Ontology annotation, cellular component: nucleus. NCBI's taxonomy places the organism in Eukaryota, Metazoa, Chordata, Aves, Charadriiformes, Scolopacidae.